GGAGAUUCAUUAUAUUGAGAUAUGAUGCUGGCUGUUUGUGUCACUGUUGUCCUGGGCCUUCUCUCAGUGACUGGCUCCCAGGCAGCCCCUUUAACCUGUGAGGAUCUCCUGAGACCACUGGAGCUGAGCAGUGUCAGUCAGACUCUGGGGAAGUGGGUGUAUUUUGCUGAGAGUUCAGACCGUCCUUUCUGGGAACAAAUACUGUAUACCUUAUUAUACAGUGCCUGGAUAGAGGUCUCUGUGCCGGUCGGUACCCAGAACAACAUUCUUGACAUCGCCCAGUUCUUUGGCAUCAGUAUUCCGCAUCAAAAUGCUUUUCGAUUCAGAUGCUACAGGAUCAACUCUAACUUUACUCUGCAUGACAACAGCCAAUGGACCUCAGUGACCCCCAUCCCUGUUACUGAGAGCCUCCUGACAACAUGCUCAGACUGCCUCCUGACCCUGGAGAGACGGGUUGAGGAUGAGAAGUCCUACACCUCUCUAACGCUCUACAGUAGGAGAAGGGAGCUCACCGCUACUGAACUGGACUUCUAUAAGAAACAGGUGGAUUGUCUCAGUCUGCCACCAGCGAUGUUCAUGGAUCCACAGAAAGAUCUCUGUUCCCAAGCAACUCCACUCUUAGAAGAUAAAAUUGCAAAGGAAGUUGAGAAUACAGUUGAACUUAUUUCAGAGAUUCCAAGAAUACUCAGAAAUAUAUUUAACGAAUUAAAGAAUUAUGUUUAUUAGG
This is a messenger RNA of Salvelinus namaycush (lake trout), 727 nucleotides long. RefSeq lists its product as uncharacterized. Lineage: Eukaryota; Metazoa; Chordata; Actinopteri; Salmoniformes; Salmonidae. The record is from RefSeq and is a predicted model, not a curated record. The transcript has 2 exons. Bases 22 to 726 code for a protein of 234 amino acids.